AUGACAAGUCUACCAGAGACUCUGGGCCUUGUCUUAUGGAGUUUGUGGCAGAACACACAUGAAAUGCAUAACUGGCUAAACUGUGAUGUCUUUGUGAAGACGGUGAAGGCAAUUAACCAGAGGCUUACCCCAACCCAGAAAUUUACACCAAAGGACUUAAUUGCUGCCAUGAAAGCCCUAAAUGUGGAGCUUGGAUUAAUUAUUGAUUUAACGUAUACCACACGAUACUAUGAAGUUAAGGAUUUACCUAAAAGUGUGCAGUACAAGAAACUUUACACUGUUGGACUUGAAGUCCCCGAUAACGCUACCAUCCUACAGUUCAAAAAAUGUGUCAGAAAAUUCCUAUGGGAAAAUGCAGGAAAUGAAUUAAUCUCAGCCUUCAUAGGUUUGGAAGUAGUGAAGUACCUGCUGCUAGAGAUCCAGCAUGGAGCGGACAACGUCUGGAAGUGUCUCUUCUUUUACAGGCGUGACAGUAGAAACUCAUUGGCGUUCACUGUACUAAUGGAAUUAAUAGGACUGGCUACCUUAUAUGUAGCUUUUGGUGAUGCUAGAGGUCAUCACAUGGAUGGUCUUGUGUAUCUCACAGAUCUCAGAACACAACCAAUGAGAAGUAACCUUGGAAUGGAUGUAUGGGAUUCAGAUGAAGAUAUUAUUCCUCCACCACAUGCAAUGGAAGGAUCUGUAGAGCGGUCUGGGAAAAGAUUAAGAAUUUAUGGUGACCACUCUCACAAUGAUUUGCAAGGACAAAUGCAGUUGAGAGAUUUUGAUUUCAUUAAUAAGGGACCUGGGCAAAGACGAAGACCAUUUCAUGACCAUCAGACUCAGGACGAUUUAAGAGCGCCAGUGCAGAUGAGAAAUUGGGACUACAACAGAGGACCAGGACAGAGGCGAAGACCCUUUCCUGACCACCAGUUUUAUGAUGAUUAUCAAGAAGAUAUGCAGCUGAAGGACCUAGAACUCAGUAAUAAGGGACCUGGACAAAGGCUGAGACCUUUUCAUGGACACCAGUUUCGUGAUGAUUUACAGGCAGAGAGACAAUCAAGGGAUAGUGAAUUUAACAGAGGCCGUGGACAAAGGCAGAGAACUUUUCCUGACCAUCCAUCUCAUAGUAAAUUGCAGGAAGACAGGCAAUCAAAGGAUUUUGAUUUUGGUAGCAGGGGCCGUGGCCAGAGACGAAGACCGUUCCAUGAUCAGCAGUCUCGGGAUGAAUUUCAGACUCAGAUGCAGUUGAAAGAGUUAGAUAGUGUCAACAAAUGUCCUGGCCAAAAUCUAAGAUCUUUCCAUGACAUUCAGUCGCAUGAUGAUGUACAGCCACAGAUGCAAUUGGGAGAUUUUGAGUUUGUUAACAGGGGUCGUGGGCAGAGGUCAAGACCUUUCAACGAUCACCAGCCUUGCAAUGACUUACACACAAAGACACAACUAAAAGAUUAUGAUAGUAAAGGUCCUGCACAAAGACGCAGACCUUUUCAUGACCAUCAGCCUUAUGAUGACUUACAGGAACAGACUCAGUUAAAAGAUUUCAAUUAUGUUAAUAAAGGUCCUGGACAAAGGUCAAGACCUUUUCAUGAUCAUCCCAGUCCUGAUGACUUGCUGCAUGAAUGGUGUUCAGACAGAAGUCAGUCUUUUUCUUCCCAUGAAAAUGUACCAGAACCUCAUUUCUCCUCAUCUCCUUCACUUCACAGAGAUUAUGGGUCUGAUAAUGAUAACUUUAACAGAAGUUACAGUAAUCGACCAAAUUGUCCAGAAGACAAUAGGAGAAUGCAUCCCUCAACUGGAUUUAAUAGAGGAAAAAACAGGUUUGCACCAUAUUCUUCACGAACAGUGCAUCCAUCUUCAUCUGUACAGCAAGAAGAUAGUUCAAUAGACUAUGAACAAAAACCUUUUCAAGGUGAAACUACCAGAGAAAUGGAACAAAGCAAAAAAUUACCAGUUGUAACAGUUGAUUACAAUUAUGGUCUGCCAUUAGAUUAUGGACCUGAAGAGGAAGAGAGAACACAUUAUCAUUUACCUCCAAGGGACCGCUACAACUGGAACUGAAUAAAAAGGAUAAUGUUUGUUCAGCUUAGACUUACUCAUUUUACUUUGUAUGUGGACCA
This is a messenger RNA of Apaloderma vittatum (bar-tailed trogon), 2096 nucleotides long. RefSeq lists its product as uncharacterized. The record is from RefSeq and is a predicted model, not a curated record. Lineage: Eukaryota; Metazoa; Chordata; Aves; Trogoniformes; Trogonidae. The transcript has 10 exons. The coding region runs from base 1 to 2037 and encodes 678 amino acids. Gene Ontology annotation, molecular function: polynucleotide 5'-phosphatase activity.